Molecule: messenger RNA, 1861 nt
Organism: Phytophthora nicotianae INRA-310
Lineage: Eukaryota; Oomycota; Peronosporomycetes; Peronosporales; Peronosporaceae
Exons: 4
Coding region: 750-1565 (271 amino acids)
Biological process (GO): mRNA 5'-splice site recognition; RNA processing
Molecular function (GO): RNA binding
Source: RefSeq, a predicted model, not a curated record
CGCCCAUCUUCUUGACGUCGCGCAGCCACGCCUGGAACGACACACUCUUGCUGUGGAAGUCUGACUCGCGCAAGAUACCGUACUUGCCAUAUUCGUCCUGGUUCACAGCGUGUUUUUUGCUGACCUUCUUGCUCUUUUUGCUUUUCUUCUUAUCCUUCUUAUGCCGCUUCCUGUCCUUCCGCAAGCUGCUGCGCUUGUGUUUCCGUUUCCGCCGAGAUCGCUCGUCAUCCGAUCUGUCGGAGCUACCAGAUUCCGAGUCCGACGAAGAUUCCGACGAUGAAGAACGCGAGCGAGACCGACGUCUGGAGUGGCGGUGGUGGUGCCCGUGUCUGCUGUCGUGUCUACUCUUCCUGUCCUCCUUUUCCUUGGGGCUGCUGCUACCAUCAUCCGAGUCCACUACCGUCCACAUACGCGAUCUGUGCUCUACCUCCUCCCGGUUUUCGAGCUUCUGUUUCUCGGCCCCUUCCGCCUUGUCAUGCUUUUCAUGGGGUCUAUGCUUACGCCGGUGGUGGUGACUGUGUUUCGCAGAGGUCGAGCGACUCGCACUCCUGCUUCUGCUACGGCUCCGACUAUGUCUUUCAUGUCUUCGACGCGGGCUGUGGCUGCGCGAUCGCCUGUGGCUGCCGCUGUGGUGCAGCUCUCUCAUGCUCGAUCAACCAGUUAUGGAAUCCAAGCGGUUAAAGAGCACACAGUUGAAGAGCAAUACAGUUAUCGAGUGUUUAUAGCAAAUCACCGUGUUGCCGAUCAUAAUGGCCGAGGAGCAGGUUGACGACACCUCUAGUGGUGGUGACGUGCUCUCGCUGGGAGUGCGUGGCUACAGCUGUCAGAUUUUCGAUGAACCGGAGACGGCGUGGAAGCUUCAUCAGGAGUCGCACCUGAUUCCAUGGCGUGGGGAGAGCGACGGCGACCUGCGCGUGGAUCGCUUCGACGCGAGGAAUCUGUUGGAGGACCGGAGUCUGUUCCGGCAGCUAAAGAAGAGAAAGCGAGUAGAGCCCGGAGGUAGAAUGCCAGAGCUAAAAGUCGAAGGAGCUGGUGAAGGUGAAGAGGAAACAGAGCAGCAGAUACUGCAUCGCCUGCGCUUCGGAGACUACGCAGUCGAGUUCCCGCCGUCAGAGGAGACGUUUGCGACGGAGAACAAGUUUCCGUACCAAUACGCAGAAGACGAAAGUGACGAGGAGAGUGAUGGAGAAGCAUUCGAUCCGCUGUGGGAGGUGCCAGAACAACUAGUAAUGCCAAAGACCAAGAAGCUGCACGCGAUUAUAGAGGCUACAGCUAACAAGGUGCGGGGUCAUCCGCAACUGGAAGUUAUGCUGAAGGUCAAGCUCGGCGACAACAAAAAGUUCCGAUUUUUAGAUGCCUCGCACGCGCUUCACGCCUACUAUUGCUUCUUGCGCGACGAGAACCCUCAACCAACAUCAAAGAAAAGUGCAGUCAAGGUUUCGCUGUUAGGAGACGAGUAUACGGAUAGCGAUGACGAAGCAGAAGACUCCACCAAAUAUGGCAUCAACCACGAGGAUGACACACAUGAACAACGUCAGCAAAAGAUGUCUCGGCAUCAUCAAUAAGAGUCAGGUAAGCGAUUCUUAGAACAUCGUUUUGUGUCAAUUUGUCUUGGUUCUUGCAUACUCCUUAUUCAAUGAAAAACCCACGACAAACCCGAGAUGCAGCGGACACAUUGAGUCGACAACGCGAUUCUACCGAUGAGACGCUUACGGGAACAACCGCUUCGGGUCACGCGGGAACAUGGAGGCCUUACGGAUGUUGCCCAGGCCCAGGUACAGCAUGACCACACGCUCCAGGCCAAUGCCACCACCACCGUGGGGCAGAGCGCCUAGACGGAACGAGUCGAUGUAGUUGCGCA